AGAGGCUGGACGGAGGCGGGGAGAGGUGGAGGCGCUGCGGGGCUACUGCUGAAGUGCCCAGGUGACAGUGAGUGGGGUCGUCACUCUACACACCGCCGAUUUCCGGGUCCCUACCCCAAGCACAUUCCACUGUCCCGGAGCCAGAGACAUCUGCAGUUCCGGGGCGCCCGGUGUUUGGCGGUGCCGCCACCGGACGCCGGGUGCGGACAAAAUUGCUGCCUCCGGGGCCGCCGGGGCAGGUGCCUGAGGGAUCUGGCCGCGACUCCAGUGUCUCUGGAGCACCUCCGACAGAGGCGGAGUUGCGAGACAAGCGGGGUUUCUGUCAGCGGUGGCGUCGCGGAGCGCGGAGACAUGAACGGCUUCACGCCUGAGGAGAUGAGCCGUGGCGGGGACGCAGCCGCCGCAGUGGCCGCCGUGGUGGCUGCCGCCGCCGCCGCCGCCUCGGCCGGGAACGGGGUCGGGGCGGGUGCCGGAGCGGAGGUGCCCGGAGCCGGGGCGGUCUCAGCGGCGGGGCCCCCGGGAGCGGCCGGGCCGGGCCCCGGGCAACUGUGCUGCCUGCGGGAGGAUGGAGAGAGGUGCGGCCGGGCGGCGGGCAACGCCAGCUUCAGCAAGAGGAUCCAGAAGAGCAUCUCCCAGAAGAAGGUGAAGAUCGAGCUGGACAAGAGCGCAAGGCAUCUCUACAUUUGCGAUUAUCAUAAAAACUUAAUUCAGAGUGUUCGAAACAGAAGAAAGAGAAAAGGGAGUGAUGAUGAUGGAGGUGAUUCACCUGUUCAAGAUAUUGAUACCCCAGAGGUUGAUUUAUACCAAUUACAAGUAAACACACUUAGGAGAUACAAAAGACACUUCAAGCUACCAACCAGACCAGGACUUAACAAAGCACAGCUUGUUGAGAUAGUUGGUUGCCACUUUAGGUCUAUUCCAGUGAAUGAAAAAGACACCUUAACAUAUUUCAUCUAUUCAGUGAAGAAUGACAAGAACAAAUCAGAUCUCAAGGUUGAUAGUGGUGUUCACUAGGAGAGAUGGAAUUGAGACUAAGACUUGGAUGUUCAGAUGUUAAGACUGUUUACUGUUUUUUCACAUGUAGAAAUGUUCUUUGUGUAUUUUUUUUACAGAGGAUUUUCUCUGGUUUUAUUUUCUUUGUCUCUGACUCUAACAAUUAGUUGGAAACUCAUGUAAAAUGAGCUUUCCUAGAUUAAAAAGUAUUUUAAAUAAAGGUUAUUACUAUUA
Molecule: messenger RNA, 1227 nt
Organism: Choloepus didactylus (southern two-toed sloth)
Lineage: Eukaryota; Metazoa; Chordata; Mammalia; Pilosa; Megalonychidae
Gene: SAP30
Product: Sin3A associated protein 30
Exons: 4
Coding region: 352-1014 (220 amino acids)
Biological process (GO): regulation of DNA-templated transcription
Cellular component (GO): histone deacetylase complex
Molecular function (GO): protein binding; transcription coregulator activity
Source: RefSeq, a predicted model, not a curated record